AUCUCAUCUCUUAAAAGAGAAAAAUUAUAAUCUCAAGCUAUAAUUUGGAUGACAACAACUAAAUUAUUCAAUUUUUAAUAGAAAUUUCCCGCGAGGGAAGCUCGGAUCAAAACAAGGCGCUUUCUUUUUCUCUCCCCGCAACUUCCCCCAAAAUCAUUUGUGUGAACUUCUCUCUCUCACCCCCCAGUCUCUCUAAAACUUGUGUGUCAAUGGAAGCAGCAAUGGGAUUGAUGAGAAGAAUACCUCCAAAGCAUACAGAAACUGCUCUAUCCGCACUCCUUACUCUAUUGCCUCAACACUCUUCAGAUCUCCUUUCUCAAGUUGAUCAGCCUCUUCAGGUCUUAAGCGAUAUGGAGUCGGGCAAAGAGUUCAUCCUCUGUGAGUAUAAUAGAGAUGCCGACUCAUAUAGGUCUCCUUGGUCAAACAAGUAUCAUCCACCAUUAGAAGAUGCGCCUCAACCUUCUCCAGAGUUGAGGAAACUUGAGGUUGAAGCAAAUGAAGUCUUUGCUAUCUAUCGUGACCAGUACUACGAAGGUGGCAUCUCAUCAGUUUAUAUGUGGGAAGAUGAAAAUGAAGGUUUUAUUGCUUGCUUUUUAAUAAAGAAAGAUGGCUCCAGGACUGGACAUGGUAGAAGGGGGUAUCUCCAGGAAGGAGCCUGGGAUGCCAUACAUGUUAUUGAGGUGGGACCGGAAGAGGAAGGUAUUGUCCACUACUGCCUGACUAGUACAGUGAUGCUGACCUUGACUACAGACAAUGAGUCGUCAGGCUCGUUCAAUUUGUCUGGUUCAAUUAGAAGACAGAUGAGCAUGAAGCUCUCUGUCUCAGAGGGUCAUCUGUGUAACAUGGGCAAGAUGAUUGAAGAGAUGGAGGGUAAGCUGAGAAACUCCUUGGAUCAGGUAUAUUUUGGGAAGACAAAUGAAAUGGUUUGUACUCUGAGGCCCCCCACUGAACUGGUGCAAAUGAAAUUGCCUGACUCCUGAGAUUCUUUUACUGUUGGGUGUUUUUGUAAACCUUGGUUUGCUUCAUGUCAAAGGGUAGUGGUUGUGGUUGAACAGUAUUCAUUAAAUUGAUAACUGAUUGUAUCAUAUCACAUUUGAGUCUUUACAGGGCGCCUGAAUGUCCUAGUUCUAGACCGUCUGAAACUGUUUUCUCACUUUCUUUAACAUUCAAAUCUAUUUCUUCAAGGACAUAUUUUGGAUCUAAAUGAAAUACCUGAUUAUAUUA
This is a messenger RNA of Capsicum annuum, 1224 nucleotides long. Its product is annotated as probable F-actin-capping protein subunit beta. Bases 210 to 980 code for a protein of 256 amino acids. The record is from RefSeq and is a predicted model, not a curated record. NCBI's taxonomy places the organism in Eukaryota, Viridiplantae, Streptophyta, Magnoliopsida, Solanales, Solanaceae. Gene Ontology annotation, cellular component: F-actin capping protein complex; cytoplasm. The transcript has 8 exons. Gene Ontology annotation, biological process: actin cytoskeleton organization; barbed-end actin filament capping; cell morphogenesis. Gene Ontology annotation, molecular function: actin filament binding.